CGCAUGAACCAACAUCGAUGACACGUUCCCCCACUAUCGAAACGCCAUAACAAGUGAAAACGGAUAACAACAGAACAGUUGAGUGAACACAGCCUUAUAGAUCAAAACAGUUGUACCAAAAUAAAUCAGCUGAUUAAAAAUAAAAAAGUAUCUAUAAUAAAUAAAAUCUAAUAGUGAGUUUAACGUUGUUAUGUUGGUGGUUAAUUAGUAUAUAUAAAUAAUAUAAAAGGUGAUUUCACUUAAUUAGAGCACUACAUCGAGAUUAGUAACUCUUGUUUAUUAAGAAUUUAACCUUGACAAAUCGGAUCGCAACGGAUGUUGAGAGAAAAGAACAAAAAUUAAUGGAUAAUUAAAUUUUCCAAAAAACAAAAUGAUUUGGAUAUCAACUUUAUUCCCAUUACUAAUUAUAAUUUCCUCAUCAACAAUUUCAAUUUCGGCUCAAUAUCGCCGAAACACUCCAGGAUUAGUCCCCGUAGAUAAAUUCCGCAUCUCCCUUUUAAAAGUAAUUCAAGACCAAUGGGAUAUAUUAAACAACAAAGAAGAUGGCUCACAACCCACGGAUAUCGUAACAAAAUUCGUCGAAUUCCGAGAUAAAGGUUUCGAUGAUUUCGACGAAAACGUAACAAUUUCGAAUGAGUUAACCAUUUUGGAUACAAUUUCGAAUUGGGGCCGUGUCCAACAAAAAAUUCACAAAGUCGCCGUGAUGUACAACACUUUUAAGCGAUUUCAAAAACAACAAACGGGGAAGAACCGAAUUCAAUCGCCACCGGAAGUUUGGAUCACUUUUACCGAAGCUAUUUUACCGAGCAUUUCGGAUAAUCUAAAACAAAUUUAUGAAGAGAUACAAGAAAUUAAUUUAUUUAAUAAAAUAAAGGAGCUAGAUUCAACCUCGAUAUGUUUAACACAACAAUCACCACAUCAACACCUUUACAAUUUAUACAACACAAUCUCUUUAACGGAAAUAAAAGGAUUCGCGAUGAUUCAAUUUUCGUACAUUUUAUUAAAAAUGUAUGGGAAAGGAAAUUAUACAACCGAGUCGCAAUUAGAACGCGAACAAUUCAUCGAAAGGGGAUUAAACACCGCGGCUAAAAUGGAUGAGGUCAUGGCGAGAACUUCGCGAGAUUUAUGGAGAUGCGACCCGGAAAUCCAAGAAGAAGGUAAAACGUAUUUGGAAAUAACGCAAUUAUUGCAAGGGUAUAUACAAAAUGAGGUUGAUUUGAACCCGGAUGGAACUUGUUGGGAGAAUUGCGCCGCUUAUGAGUACACGAAAAGCCAUUCGUGUUAUAAGAAUUUGUAUUGUAGGCAACAAAGGAGGUGUCAAGGGAAAAUUUUGAAUUGUAAAUUUAUUAAAUCUGAUAUGCAAGUUUGCCCAAGUAAUAACACCUUAAAAAGGAGAUACGAUUACAUCGAAUACGAAAACGGCCAAGUUUAUGGACAUAAAGGAUCUUGCCCAAAAGGCCGAGUUGAAGUGGAGAGUUGGUGGAGAUGGCUAUUUUGGCACUGCUCUUAUUGCAUGUGUCUUUGCGAUGAAGAAGGAAUCUUUUCCGAUCGAUAUUUCAGCAUGAAAUCGGUUUUAUCCGACGUUCUCAACAAUAAAAUCAUCACCGGGGUUAAAUUCGCCAAAUCAAAUCGGAUAAUCCACCUCCAAAUUGAACAAGGAGAACUCCUACAAAACGGGGUUGUUAAUAAAACGACGAUCGAAUGGGUUCCUAUUGAUAGUUUUCGAUUAAAUGAUAGAAACGUUUUAAAAGACCAAACUUAUUUCACUUUAUCCCGAGAUAAUCGCGCCAUCGAUUUAGAUGUGCACGCGGGAGUUGAGGGUUACGUCCUAACGGGGGUGAGACUCCAAAAAAUUGGGUCCCACCUCAACCUCCAAAUUUAUGUAACCCCCUACGACUUCGCAACGGGGAAAUUAAAACCUGCUUUAAGCGAAUGGUUGGAUAACACAAACACCGAGUUCUCAAUGAUUUCGAAAAGGAAAAAAAUUGAAAUAAAAGAUCGCGAUGUUCCAACACGCUCAAAUCUUCCAAGCAAAAUCAAAUCAACCCACAACGAAUUUUUGGAAUUCACCCACACCAGCUUUGAAAAAGACGCGGCGCAAACAACCGUCCCAUUCUUAGACAGCCAACCGGUUAGUUCCGGUUUGAGUCCGAAUUCCGGGGCGGGAAUUUAUUACAAAACUUCAAGCGAUCAAAACGGGGGGUACAUCGGGUUAAAACUAGUCACGUUCGAUUAUAGUAAACACCUCCUAAAAAAAGUUGAUUUGGAGGAGGAACCCGAGGCGAAUUAAAUUUAGAACAAAUUAUUUAAUCUUUUUUUUAUUUUAGA
This is a messenger RNA of Onthophagus taurus, 2328 nucleotides long. Its product is annotated as chemokine-like protein orion. The record is from RefSeq and is a predicted model, not a curated record. NCBI's taxonomy places the organism in Eukaryota, Metazoa, Arthropoda, Insecta, Coleoptera, Scarabaeidae.